GAUACACCUCUUUUUUACAUUUUAACGUUCUUCAUAAUUUGUAUACAUUUUUGAAGUAAAUAAGACUGUAGGCUCCUCUGUUAGUUCACUUAAAGUCUGUAAUACGGAUGCACUUGAAAGCUUGGACUGCCUGGCUCGGGCUGGAUGGAAUGGAAGAGCUGGACUCGAAGCAAAUGUCUAUUGAAUAACCAACUUAAAACUAACUUCACCGUGGUUGCUGACGUCUCUGCUGCCAGCUCUUUACUAAUUUACCAGAAAAUUAUUUGCAGUAAAAUCACAAAUGUUUUCAUUUGGUAAGAAAUGUAACUUGCCUUUUUCCUCAUCACCCUGUCUGGGAUUAUUUUGCAAUGGUGACUUCUGUUGUGUGAUAGAGUCAGCAGCUAGAUUUUGCACCCACGGUCAGUAGUGUUAGUAGGUGUAGGCAAACAAACAAACAACAACCACACCAACCAUUAUUCAUUGUAUUAUUACAUUUGUGGGAAGUUAUUACAGUAAAGAUUUUUUACUUAUUACAAACGUAAUAAAUCCCUGCAAACGUAAUGGUUAUUACAUGUGUGGAAAAUCGUGUGUUACGUUUGUAGUAGGCAGGUUAAUUACAUUAAAUGCUGCAGAUUUUGAUUACAUUUGUGGUUUGUUGCGUUUGUGGACAUUAUUACAUUGGUGGGCAUUAAAGCAACCCUUCGAAGAGGCACAAGGUUAGUAUUUGUUGUCAUGCAGUGGUUUGUGUCUCUAAGUCAUUUAGAAGUGCAGAAUUUCUUCUAAUUGAUUUGGUCAAUGAAUUAAUGUUAGUAUUGCACUAUGUCAUUUUAGUAUGUUGCAUUUCAUUUUCGUUUUGUGUGCUUAAUUUCCAGCUCUUGCGUUGUUGGUUUAGGUUUGUAAUAAAUCUGACCAAACAUCAGUAAGUGUCUGACCAUCUUUCGGGAUCUGCUACAACAGCAGUGAUGAAAUAUUUCGAUGGCCAUUCGUGGUUAAAAGUGCUACAGUAAGAGUCUAGUUUUGUCUUUUUCGGAGCAUUCAUGCCUAAUCAAACAUGUCUCCAUCUUAACAACUGCUGUUGUUAUUCGAGGGGAAUGAACAACAGCAGACUUGAGGCCUGUUGCCCGAUCUAAAUGAAGACAGUGCCCUCUGUUGGAAUCAAGCGAAAUAUCAAUACAGAGUCACUUAUGUCGUAUUCCUCGAGAUUCAUUAACGAUCGGGCUGUCUUUUGCCCAAGUGUGGUUCACAGUAUUGGAAAGAGAGUGGCAGAAAACUAGGCAGCAGUAAAACAAAAUGCAUUCUCCAAAUACGUGGAUGGAUGAGUUUGGUGUGAGGCUGGUAAAAAUGGGCCAGGUCAACAGGUUACACUGGUUUGUCUUUACAAAUCAUAACAUUCUUGACUUUUAUGACCGAAAUGGCUGAGAUACGUGCUUGUAUCUCAGAAUAACUAGUUAUCCUUGUCACGGUCCCACCAUGCUCAUGUGUAUCUCACAUAACAAUAAUAAUAAUAUUAAUGAUAAUGAUAGCUUGGAUUUAUAUAGUGUCUCUCACAAGACUCGAGGACGCUUUACACAGUUUGAUGAAUGUGACAAAAAUAAGUACAUUGCAACAAGAAUGAGUGUCUGCAGAGGUGAAGCAGAGUUAAUAGAGGUUUUAGGGCGUAGUAAACGGUUGUUGUUUGAGGAGUUUUUAAACAUGUACAGAGAUGAAGUGUUACGGAUGUCUGCAAGGACAGCCUUUCCAGAGGGCUGGCUUGCUACCCUGAAGUACAUACCUGUACAAUCAUGCUUUCAUGCCAGACAGACUUGUUUGCUCUGUUUCCCAUCCACAGUAUAUCAGCAGUGUUGGUGUCAUAGAAUGUGCUCUGUUGUGGAGGAGGCCAAAAGUGUGGCAGGCGUUCAGGGAUCCAUCACGAUGGCAAGAGAGGCAAUGCUCCAGCAGCUGAUCAAAAAUCCUGAACGACUAAAAGAUCUAGUGGAUGAAGCAAAAGAUGUCGCUCUUCUAUCUGGGCUGGUUAUCCGCACAAAAGAGAUGGCCAAUUCUUCUGAGGUUGUGACCUACUACCCGUUCUCACUCUUCCCAACACCUGUGCCUAAGGCUGCGUUCCUCCAGGCUCUGGCAGUGCAAACUCACUUCAACACACUGGUGGACAAGAUCAGCCAGGACCCAGACUUUCUGGAAGAGGCUCUAGCGAGUACUAUCCAGGCAGAUGAUUUCACUGCUAAGUUGUUUGACAUAUACAGACACGUGCAGCAGGAAGGUCGGUCACAGUCCAUUGUUGUGGGUUUGCUCCGCUCUGACUACAUGCUGGAUCAAGGGGAGGGCAAGACCUCUUCCCUGAAGCAAAUAGAGAUCAACACUAUAUCUGUUGGAGGAUUUGGUGUGGCUGACUGUCUCCCUGAGGUGCACAGGUAUGUGCUGAGGUCACUUGGUCUUUUGGAAGAGAGCAAGUGUGUUCCGGAUAACAACAUUACUCCUAAAAUGUGUGCAGCUCUUGCAAAGAGCUGGGAGCUCUACGGCCAGAAGAAGGCAGUAAUCAUGUUCCUUUUUGAGGAUGUCAAGACAUCCAUAAUCAACCAUCGGUGCAUGGAGAAAGAGCUGUGCAACAGGAAUAUUCCUGUUAUCCGUAGAAAGUUUGAGGAGGUGUCCAGAAGAGGAUCACUUGAUGAUGACAAGAAAUUGUUUAUAGAUGGACUGGAGGUAGCUGUGGUGUAUUACCGCACUGGCUAUAUGCCAGAGCACUACACAGAAAAAGCCUGGGAUGCCCGUCUUAUGAUGGAGCGCUCCAUGGCUGUAAAAUGUCCAGAUAUCGGCACUCACCUUGCUGGAACCAAGAAGGUACAGCAGGUGCUCACCAAACCUGGAGUUCUGGAGAAGUUCUUUCCCGACCAGCCCCAAGUAGUGGAGCAGAUCAGAGGAACGUUCGCUGGCCUGUACACUCUUGACAUGGGACCAGAGGGCGACAAAACAGUAGAAAUGUCUUUGGCAGCACCUGACCAGUUCGUCCUGAAGCCUCAGCGAGAGGGAGGAGGUAACAACAUCUAUGGAUCAGACAUCUGCCAGGUCCUGCAGCGAGUGAAGGAGAGCACAGAGAGGACGGCCUACAUUCUGAUGGAUAAAAUCCAACCCGCUCCUGUACAGAACUUCAUGCUGAGACGAGACUUUCCGCUCCAAAUCAAAAACUGUGAUAGUGAACUUGGAAUGUAUGGAGUGUAUGUCAGGCAAGGUAAAGACACAGUGAUGAACGAGUGUGUGGGCCAUGUGAUGAGGACCAAGAGUUCAGAAAUAUCAGAAGGAGGCCUCGCAAGUGGAGUGUCUGUAAUGGACAGUCCUCUCCUCCUCUGAGUCAAUCAGGGUUGCAAAUGGUUUCAAGUGGGGUGCUCCUCUCAAACAAACACUGAAGCACCAAGUUUAACCACUAAAAGCCAUAAGCGGAUUGGUAUACAUAAUUUUACAAAAUAACAUAUCACGUUUAAAUGCCCUUAUCUUGAAUCAGUGCUGGCUGUUUUGCUUUCUUCCAAUGAAAGACCAGUUCUUUAUUUAAUGCAAACUGUGAGGCCAUUAUCUCUGAUUUAUUAAUUCAUGUCUUUUAAUAUUUAGAUUGAAAGUCUCCCUGUCACUUUAUUUCAGACACAGUCAAUUCUUUCCUGGAUCAUUUCUGACAUGACGUGUUUGUUUUCAGUUUGCACUGGAAAGCAGCCCGACAUUGGACACAUGGUGUUGGUGCUGAGCUGCCAUCUUGUGGUUCACUUAUGUGACUACAACAUUCCCAAAUGAUGUGAAGAGACUUUGAGUGACUGUUACUAAUGUAGGAAUAUUCUAAACAUCUUGUCAUCUAUGUCAAUGUCGUUGCAACACCCAAACAGAACUCAACACAGUGUACUGUAAUACUGAUUGGAAUAAGUACGUAGUUUGUAGAACUUUUGGAUAGCGGGUUGAUCUACAGUUAUGAACUGUUGGCAAAAAGUCCUCAUAAUUGUAGCAAAAAGUAGAAUCUAAGUUGAACUUGAAUAACAGGUGUAAUCUCUUGAUUUCUUAAAGUUUAGAACAGAAAGACAAGACAAGCAACUGACAAACUAUUUAUCUUAUACAUACAGACACUAUGAAAUGCUGCUAUGAUUUCUUAACCCUGGAAUGCUUUAACAGAAUCAGUGGCUAAAAAUUGCCCCCCAUCAUUUGCAAUCAUUUUACUUCUUACUGUCAUUAUGUCCAUUGUAGUUAGAUUAAGAUGAAACAUGUUUUAUGUUAAAAGACAACAAAUGAAUAGCAAAGCUGAACCAUCAGAACUAGCAAGUGAGAAUAGUAUUUGCAGUGAAAAGAGCCAUCACAUCAGGGAUACUCACAUGCAAAACUGUAGGUUGUUGAACUGUAUGUCAUUUGCCAAAAAAUCACCACAGAGUCAUCUUUACCUCCCAUGAUGCAUUCUAGGGUCAACACUGUGAUUGUGCAACAUAGACACAUAUUUACUGAAAUAUUUAAGAUGUGAUGACGGAGAAUUGAGAACCAAAUGUCAGGCUCUUUGUACCAAAAAAGUACUGCUCCACAUGUUGAAAAAUAAACUUCUUGUCUGUA
Acanthopagrus latus (yellowfin seabream) is the source of this 4548-nucleotide messenger RNA. RefSeq names its product glutathione synthetase-like. The record is from RefSeq and is a predicted model, not a curated record. NCBI's taxonomy places the organism in Eukaryota, Metazoa, Chordata, Actinopteri, Spariformes, Sparidae. The coding region runs from base 1450 to 3321 and encodes 623 amino acids. Gene Ontology annotation, biological process: glutathione biosynthetic process. Gene Ontology annotation, cellular component: cytosol. The transcript has 13 exons. Gene Ontology annotation, molecular function: glutathione binding; glutathione synthase activity; ATP binding.